AUGCCCGACCCCCACUCGCUCCCAAGCAGCCUCGGCAAUAUCCGGCACCAGGCCAAACUCAUGCGGGCAAACUUGGCCGAGGGCCACCUCAUGCAAGCCAUCAAAAACUGCGUGGAUUUCCUCAAUGAAUUGCGGUCGCUGGCGUUCUCGCCCAAAGAGUACUACGAGUUGUACAUGGCUGUUUACGACGCGUUGGACACGUUCUCCAGGUAUCUUCUCCAGCUGCACAGGCUGAAGCAGGCGAAAAACAAGGACGUGCCGUUUUUGACUGACCUCUACGAGUUGGUGCAGUACACCGGCAACAUCGUGCCGCGGCUCUACCUCAUGAUCGCCAUUGGCACGACGUGCAUGGCCGUGGAAAACGCCGCCACCAAGGACAUCAUGAAGGACAUGAUCGAGAUGUGCCGCGGUGUCCAGCACCCGAUCCGCGGCUUGUUUUUGCGCCACUACUUGUGCCAGCGCACAAAGGACUUGUUUCCCUUGGCCAGCAUGCCGGAUUUCAGCGACACCGUGGACUUCCUCGUGACCAACUUCGUUGAGAUGAACAAGCUCUGGGUGCGCUUGCAGCACCAGGGCCACCUGAGCGAGCGGGACUUGCGCUACCGUGAAAGAGAGGAGCUCAAGAUCCUCGUGGGCCUGAACUUGGUGCGGCUUUCGCAGGUGCUCGACGACUUCUCGGCACCCGACUACUCGGCCGCGGCCUACUACCAAAGCAAGCUCUUUCCGAUUGUCACGGAGCAGAUCAUCCAGUGCAAAGACCACUUGGCGCAGAGCUACUUGAUCGACGUGGUGAUCCAGAUCUUCCCGGACGAGUACCACUUUGCCACGCUUGACUCGUUGCUCAACGAGGUCUUCUUGAAACUCCACCCGAUGCUCAAGAAAUCCGACUUUGUGGCGUCCUUGGUCGGCCGCUUCGUCACCUUCCGCGAGUCCAAGGACGACUUGGCCAGCAACACAGACCAACUUGCGCUUGAGGACGCGAAAACGCUCAGCCUGUUCUCCGUGGACGGUAUCUUCGCGGCCUUCUGGGACUUUUACGCCAACUUGCGCGCCCAAGACCCGCCGUUGCCACGCGAAGAGCUUGUUCCCAUUCUCCAACUGCUCGUCAAGUUGUUGCUUGCCUUUGACGGGUCCAACGUGCUGAACUUGGACAAAAUCUACCUGUUUGCCGCUCAGGAUCUCAAGACCCUGGGCGCGCUGGGCGGAUCCGAGGAAGACAUCCAGAACGCUUGGAAAGAACUCUUGAUGACUCCUGUCGAGCACUUUGCAUCGGUCAAGAGUUUGCUUGAGCUCCCAUUCUUCUACGAGUUAUUCUCCAAAAUUACAAACCCGCUCUUGCAGAGACAGUUGUCGUGCGAAAUUGCACUGAAGCUCUUGGGUUCAGUGCAAGAUCCAUGGCACCUUCUCACCACGCCCGAGGACAUUGAUAAUGUGUUCAAGUACUUGCAAGUUCUUGUCGAGGCUUCUGGCACCCAGUUGACCACCUCAAAAGCCUUGGGCAUCGAAAAAACCAUCAAGAUCGAUGGUGGAGACAAGCUCAUAACACUGGAGUUUUUGCAUGUCCAAGAAACUGUGUGUAAGGUUCUCCACUCCAUCGGACACAGAGAAGAGUUCAAGUGCCUCUCCAGCCUAUUCUACGUGAAGAAAAAGUACCUCAGCAAGUCUCCAGAGAACAUUGUUCACACGUACCCCACGCUCAUCACGAUAAUGACCAAUGUCUUGAGAAUCACUGGAUAUCGCCACUUGGCACGUAAAAGCAAGAAUCGGGCCGACCAGCUGGAGUUGUUGAUCAGCAGCAAUUUCAAAAACAUUUCCAUCAUUAUAGAUGAACUAUACCAACAUCACCAGCAGUUCAGCGCAGAACUUGUUUUGAAACUAUACUUGAAUUUGGCAAGUGUCGCUGACCAGCUACGCCAGGAGAACAUCGCCUACGAGUUGUUUAAUCAAUGCUUUGUCGUCUAUGAGGAGAAUCUUGUGCUUGCAUCAUCCCAGGGGCAAGCAAUAAAUCCACAUGACUCCAUGGGCGGUUCACUCUCCUAUCAGUCGGUGGUAAUGAUCGCCAAUCGUUUAGCAAGUCUGAGGUACUUUAGUAAGAAAAACUACGAGACGCUCAUAACGAAGAUCACGCUCUAUGGCUCCAAAUUGUUGAAGAAACAAGAUCAAUGCCGUUCCAUUUAUCAGUGUGCUCAUUUGUGGUGGUGGUGCGAUCUAUUGAUAGAUGGAAAAUCUCCCACGACAGAGCCGGACGCGGCUGCUGGUCCCAUACUUUAUCAAGAUGCAAAGCGUGUCCUUGAGUGCCUCCAAAAAUCGUUACGCGUGGCUGACUCGUGCAUGGACCCCUACUUGCUGCUAAAGCUUUUCGUGGAAAUUCUCAACCGGUCUUUGAUUUUCAACAUCUACGAUAACUACAUGGUGGAUUCGCGAUAUAUCAGCGGCUUGAUCGACUUGAUCCGCACAAAUUUUGCCAAUUUUGAGCAGAGUCAUUUGUCUGGGGUCGACGAUGACCAGGAGGCAAAACUCUUGAGACGCAUCAAGGAUUUAUUCGACCGAACUCUCGAGUACUUAAGAGGCCAACAGGAUUCGGCGGACCGUCUUCGGGGUAUCGUCGUGUGA
Molecule: messenger RNA, 2613 nt
Organism: Metschnikowia bicuspidata var. bicuspidata NRRL YB-4993
Lineage: Eukaryota; Fungi; Ascomycota; Pichiomycetes; Serinales; Metschnikowiaceae
Gene: VPS35
Product: retromer subunit
Exons: 2
Coding region: 1-2613 (870 amino acids)
Biological process (GO): retrograde transport, endosome to Golgi; intracellular protein transport
Cellular component (GO): late endosome; retromer, cargo-selective complex; retromer complex
Source: RefSeq, a predicted model, not a curated record